UCGUCUUUAAAUAUUUAUUCUAUAAAGUCUUAAUUGUAGGUGGUAGCGCAUUGAAGGCCUUUGAUGCCAUUAAAUGCUGGUUAUCUCAAAAGCAAGACCAGGACACCCAAUUUUUUUUCUAGACUUGGAAUCAGCAUUAAAUUUCAAUUCGGAAAAUCGAAGUUUAAAAAAGUCAGUGCAUCCGGCACUCCAGGAUCCAGAAUCCAGGAUCUUGAAUUUACGCACACGAAAGCGAGGCUGACGAGUUUAUUUUUCGUUACGUAGCAACUCAAAGUAGAAACAAAAUGGCGGACAAAAUGGCGGACAAAAUGGAGUAAAACAAAAACUUAAAGGGUUUCAAAGCAAAAUAAUGACUUUAAGAAGCAAUAUAUUCCAAGGAAUUAAUCGAGAAUAACUCUAGGAAUAKAAUAAAAUUCUGUCUGUGGGUUUUAUUUACCCUUAAAAGAGCUUAAUCAUGGAAAAAAUGGCUCAAGACUUCAACGGUGUGAUGACAAAUGGAGCGAGACAACCRACUAACAACGCGAAAAGUGACCCUUUUGCACUUCCAGGGAUCGAUGAGAAUAAACUACGAUCAAGGAUUUACUGUAAACCUCAGUUAUCUCCGUAUUCCAAGGCGUUGAAAUUUUCUGGACCAACGCCAGUGCAAGAAAGAAAGAAUAUUCCUACAGCACCAAGACUUGAACCCUUGCCAAACCUUGCAAGGUACCAAGAAAGACAAAAGAAUCUUCCAGCUUCAAUUUUAAAGAAAAAGAGCCCAUCCCCACCACUGACUGGUGAACCUGAUAAGAAGAAGACCUGUCGUAAGGACUCAGUUGAACCACUGGAUCGCACAUCCUCACCCUUGCCUAUGCUCCCUGAGGAGCUGAAGCAAAAACAGCAGCAAAUAGAAGCAGCGGCACAAGCAAGGAGCCAGAGACUGCCGACACCCCCUAAGGAAGGUUCAACUAAGCACAGGGGUAGAGUAAGCAUACAGUCCAAACCUACCAUCACACAGCCACAAGACAACUUGUCGCUAGAGGACAUAAGAGAUCCUCUAGAAAUUCUGAGAUUGAUUCGGAAGAAUCCAAAACUGGGGUUCCUCUAUCUAACCCCUGCAGUAGAUAGGUCAUCSAUCGAGUACAACCCUUACAAUGUCAAGAUUGUGAGGCACUCAGACAUYAACCACCAGGACCACUCUACCAUAAGCUCAGAGGGAGUUACACAUGUCUAUGAUAAUGAGGCAGAGUUCACGUCCCUUGAGAGAUGGGAAAAGGAAUACCUGGACUACAAGAGGCUGGUCAAAAUACCAACAUUUGCGAACUUCAGAAUGUGGAAGGCUUUCGUUGUCUGGAGAAAGAAUGUCAGGACUAAAAAAAUCACUCACUGUAGAAACAGCCUUCAAGAGAACUUGUUUAUUGUGAAUGGUUCUCUGAGGCCAGCUCUACUAAAUGUGAGGGAAAUGUGCUAUCGUAUCAGUGACAUGGGACUUUGCAAGGUUGAAAAGGGGCAUACCUACACACUGGACGAAUUCAGGAAUGCUCAGUUUCAACAGCUUGAAGAGGUUGCAGGGAGGCUUGCAGAAUUUAGAGACCUUGUUAAAGAAGUUGUGAGAAGUGCAUGCCGAACUGCUCUYCUUGAGGCAGGGUUUACACCAGAUGACUAUUUCAUGGAUUUGGAAAGUCCUUCUGGCAUGUAUGGAGAUGAGAUGGACCCAUCUGGCAUGGGACAGUCACCUUCAUCGUACAUGAUGGCUAAUGGUUAUGAAAUGGAUGUGUAUGGUGAUGCACCAGACAAGAUGACCUACACUGAGCAAGCUAACAAGAGAAGCCAUUGCAGAAGACUUACAAGCUUCAUACGCCUUGCCGACUACCUUAUCGUUAACACCAUGCAUGUCCUAGCUGUCAAUUCAGUCGCAACCAUGUUGAACUAUCUUGAAGAACAGCUUCAGCAUGCACCAUCAUUAGCAGCAAUACUGGGGAAAGAACAAGAGGAGAAAGAAAAAAGCGAAGAAAGUGACUCAGUUGAGUUAGAAAAAGAACAAGUUGAGCUGGUUCCUCUCUACACCACAGAACUCUUAAUGGAACCCCAAGCUCUGCUCUUCUUCCCCGGUCUUGAUGACUUUGAAGAAGGUCUGGGUGAGGUCAUCAAGAGGUUCCAGGAUGCUGUUCUCAGUGUGAUGAACCUAGUUCCUGAUCCUUAUUUUGAUGCUUUCACAAGACCUAUUAUAAAUGGAAAAGUUGAAGAAAAGACAGUUGGUGAAGGACCAAGCCUUAGCACCAUGUUUGAAGAUGAUAGACACUUACAAAAGAUCAUCCAGAGUAUAAGGGAUGCCAUCUCCAGUGCAUAUGACAUUGCAUGGCAGUAUGCCAACACAUUUGAACCCUACAGGCAGUUCUAUCAAGAGAAUGAAAGUCUUGAUCUGGAGGCAAUCAGAGAGCAAGAACAUGAUGUUGAGUUUUUCGCCACAUCACUGGAUAAGUACACCAAGGAGCACGAUCAAGCUGUGGCUAUCCAAGAAAAGAAACCUAUUGGAAUGAUACUCUGUGAUCUGAGGAAACUCAAGGAAGUGUUGAUACCAUCUCCACUUAAGUGUCUGGAGGUGAUCAAUGACAUCCUGCCAAAGUUGGCCAAAAAGAAAACAGAUGAAUUGAUGAAGUUUUGCCAAGACGCACAGUUUGAGUUGGAGUUUUUGCCUUCGAGUACAGUAGAGUAUGUCAAGACUCUGACAUUCCUCGAUGACAUACAGGAAAAGAUUGAUGAUAUCGAACAAGAUGCAACAACUAUCAAGGAAUUGUAUGAGUUAAUCGAUACGUACAAAGUUCCCACGCCACCAGAAGACUUGGCUGUUUACCAGACUUUAAGACCCACCGUGACGACAGUGCGUAAUGUGAUCGACAAGUCUCUCGCAGAGAGGGACGCCAACAUCGAUAAGUUCUGCACGUGUAUGGAUAAGGACAUUUCACUCCUGGGGAAAGAAGUCAAAGAGGUCAAACAGAAAGCCCAGGACCCAAAGAUCUUGGAUUCCAGCUCCAAACCUGAAGAUGUUCAAGACUAUCUCAGAGAACUGCAGGUCAAGAUGGACGAACURCAAGAAUUAGCACAGACGUAUAAGGCUCACCAGAAAAAAUUCAAGGUGGAGGUUACGAAAUAUGAAGAGCUUGAAAUCGUUCAUAGCGAACUUAAACUCAAGCAGUCUUUGUGGAAUUCCCUGGUUGAAUGGGAUGUUUCUAAUGAUGAAUGGGUCGAGACGCCCUUCAACGAGGUGGAUCCUGAAGCCCUCAACACUAGCGUCAUGAAGUACGUCAAAACAGUAAUGCAACUUGAGAAGGGUCUUCCUCCCAACUCAGUGGUACCGAUUCUUAAAGAGAAAGUAGACGCCAUGAGACACAAGCUUCCUGUCAUCACAAAUCUUCGGAAUCCAGCCCUCAAGCAGCGCCACUGGGAUCAGAUCCAACAGAUAUUUAACUAUCACUUCAAGGAAGAAGAGCCUCUAACUAUUGGCCUCUUAAAUAAAAUUGAAGCGUUUGAGCACACUGAAUCGAUUGAGGAGGUGUCUGGACAGGCAUCGAGCGAAGCAUCCCUGGAGGGAAUACUUAAGAAGGUGGAAGAUUCGUGGAAGUCUACAGAGUUUAUAGUUCUUCCUCACCGGGAUUCCAAGGAYGUGUUCAUUCUUGGUGGUGUAGAUGACAUCCAGGCUGUUCUCGAUGACAGUACGAUCAAUAUAUCAACCAUAGCAGGAUCACGCCAUGUCGGACCCAUUAAACCACGAGUAGAAGACUGGCARAGACAGUUACACCUUUUCAGUGAGACAUUGGAUGAGUGGAUGACAUGUCAACGAAACUGGCUGUACUUGGAGAGUAUUUUCAGUGCUCCUGACAUCCAGAGGCAGUUACCUGCCGAGGCCAAGAUGUUCAUGACGGUGGAUAAAUCAUGGAAGGAGAUCAUGAGGAAAGUCUACAGAUUACCCAAUGCUCUGCGGGCUGCCACUCAACCAGGUUUGCUAGAGACGUUCCAGAAUAACAACGCAUUACUGGAUCAGAUUCAAAAGUGUCUUGAAGCGUAUCUCGAGUCUAAAUGUGUMAUCUUUCCAAGAUUCUAUUUCUUGUCCAACGAUGAACUCCUCGAGAUUCUUUCACAAACUCGUAACCCACAUGCUGUUCAACCACAUCUACAGAAAUGCUUUGAUGCAAUUUCGAAGCUGGAGUUUGGAACAGCAGUUCAGGCACCAUCUACUCCUCAAGACAAACCAGUCUCGCCCAUCGAAAGACCUGCAUCUGCCAGUAAAACACAGAUGACCAAUGAUAUUCUUGSGAUGAUUUCACCUGAAGGGGAGAAAGUCAGCCUUGGAAAGGGUCUGAAAGCAAGAGGCAACGUAGAGGACUGGCUAGGUAAAGUAGAGGAGAGUAUGGUGACAUCUUUGAGGCGUCUCGCCAAGGCUGCAAUAGCUGACUAUGAAUCAAGACCAAGAGAGGAAUGGGUUACUCUACACCCUAGUCAGAUUGUACUGACAAUAUCCCAGACCAUGUGGUGUCGUGAUAUCACCGAGGGUCUGACUUCAGAUGGUGAYCGCUUAGAAGCGAUGAAAGAACAAGAAAAUAAAUCCUUUGAGAACCUGAACAAGCUUGCUGCCCUUGUACGUGGUGAGCUGCCCAAACUGACUCGUAACAUAUUAGGAGCUCUAAUCACCAUUGAUGUGCAUGCUAGAGACAUCGUGUCAGGCUUGGUGGARAAAAAGGUUGACAGUGAUACGACGUUUGAGUGGGUAAAGCAGCUUCGUUACUACUGGGACCCAGAUCUGGAUAACUGCGUCGUGCGCAUGUCUAACUCUAUGUACAUCUAUGGCUACGAGUAUCUCGGUGCUUCACCUCGUCUGGUCAUCACUCCUUUGACUGAUCGUUGUUAUUUGUGUCUAAUGGGAGCGCUUCAACUGGAUCUUGGCGGUGCGCCUGCAGGACCAGCUGGUACAGGCAAAACUGAGACUACCAAGGACUUAGCAAAAGCUCUGGCUAAACARUGCGUCGUAUUCAACUGUUCCGAAGGAUUGGAUUUCAAGAUGAUGGGUCGAUUCUUCUCUGGUUUGGCCCAAUCUGGUGCCUGGUGUUGCUUUGAUGAGUUCAAUCGUAUCGACAUCGAGGUGUUGUCUGUCAUCGCGCAGCAGUUACUAACCAUUAGGAACGCUAAAGUCAAUAAGGCUUCUCGCUUCAUGUUUGAGGGUCGUGAGAUCAAACUAGUUCCAAGUUGUGCUGCUUUUAUCACYAUGAAUCCUGGUUAUGCUGGACGUACUGAACUACCUGAUAACCUGAAGGCUUUGUUCAGACCSAUGUCUAUGAUGGUGCCUGAUUAUGCCUUGAUUGCUGAAGUCAUCCUGUACUCAGAAGGUUUUGAGUCCUCCAAGAACCUGGCUCGUAAGAUGGUACAGAUGUACAGACUCUGCAGUGAACAACUCUCACAACAAGACCAUUAUGACUUCGGUAUGAGAGCUGUCAAGUCUGUGCUGGUCAUGGCCGGUGCCCUUAAGAGAGGCAACCCCGAUCUGAUUGAAGAUGUAGUGCUGAUCAGAGCUCUAAGAGAUAGUAACUUACCAAAGUUCUUGUCUGCAGAUGCCAUCUUGUUUAGGGCUAUUUUGUCKGACUUGUUUCCUGGAAAAGAGAUUCCAGAUCAUGACUAUGGCAAAUUACAAUCAACCAUUGAGGACUGUAUGGUGGCUGCUAAACUACAGCCUUUACCAUCCCUUGUAAAGAAAGUCAUCCAGCUUUACGAGACGAUGCUUGUUCGUCAUGGUGUCAUGUUGGUGGGACCAACUGGCAGUGCGAAGACAACCAACAUGAACAUGUUGAGAGACACACUGACCAGUCUUCAUGCGCAGGGUAUUGAUAACCCUGACUAUCUACCGGUCCACACCCACAUCCUAAAUCCUAAGUCCAUUACCAUGGGUGAGCUGUACGGUGAAGUCAAUAAAUUGACAAUGGAAUGGAAAGAUGGACUAAUGGCUCUUAAAGUCAGACAGUGUGUACAGGAAACCACUCCAGAUCACAAGUGGAUUAUCUGUGAUGGUCCAGUCGAUGCUCUGUGGAUCGAGAACAUGAAUACCGUACUGGAUGAUAACAAGAUGCUUUGUUUGGCCAAUAGUGAACGUAUCAAGCUGAAUAACACCAUCCACAUGUUGUUCGAGGUGCAAGACUUGGCCGUUGCUUCACCAGCCACCGUCAGUCGUUGUGGUAUGGUGUAUAUGGACCCUAAAGAYCUUGGAUGGAGGUGUUAUGUUAAGUCAUGGAUGGAAAGAUCCUGCGAGAAAAUGAAGGAAGAAACAAGGAUCCCAGGCUCUGGCGACCUUUACAGUUACUAUGUGGACUUUGACACACGACGCUUGGAACCCUGGGAGAAAAUUAUCCCAUCCUUCAAGUACAGUAACGACAUUCCCUACUUUGAUUUGCUGGUGCCCACUGUGGAUACUGUGCGCUUUGGAUUCCUGAUGGAGAAACUACUAUCAGUCAACAAGUCUGUCUUGUACACUGGUACCACAGGAGUUGGCAAGUCUGUCAUUGCCAAGGGACUGCUGGAUGAUGUCUCAGAAAAAUCCAAUAUUGUAGCAGUCAUGUUGAACUUCUCCGCUCAGACCAGCAGUCAGAGAACACAAGAAAUGAUUGAGUCAAAGCUAGAAAAGAAACGAAAGAAUAUCCUUGGUGCUCCUAUUGGAAAGAGAGUAGUCAUAUUCGUAGAUGAUCUUAACAUGCCCAAGCUAGACACGUAUGGAUCUCAGCCACCUAUUGAACUGCUCAGACAGUACCAGGAUUUUCGUGGAUUUUAUGACCGUGAGAAACUGUUUUGGAAAGAAAUUCAGGACAUGACCAUCUGUGCUGCCUGUGCCCCACCAGGUGGGGGUCGCAACCCUGUCACUCCUCGAUUCUUGCGUCAUUUCAGUAUGUUCUGUAUACCAUCUGCUGCUGAGCACAUCCUCAAACAUAUCUUCAAGUCAAUUGUUAGUGGCUUUCUCUUGGACUUUCCAAGUGAAGUCAGAGAAUAUUGUUUACCUAUCCAUGGUAGGCUUGCCUGUCAUAUGUCYACAUACAGGUGCUUUCAGAUCGAGCUGACCCGUGGCUAUGAUUACUCAUCGUUCCGUGAAGAUCUGAAACAGCUAUAUAACUAUGCUGGAGUCAAGGGUGAAAACACAGURUUUCUCUUCACAGAUACACAGAUUGUGGUAGAAGAAUUUCUCGAGGAUAUCAACAAUAUCCUGAACUCAGGAGAGGUGCCUAACUUGUUUGAGCCCGAAGAAUAUGAACAGGUCUUGAAUGGAACUAGACCACACGCAAAGGAAGCUGGGGUACCUGAGGGAGACAGAGAUGCUGUAUACAAUCAUUUCAUCAGUCGAGUACGUAGCAACCUGCACAUCGUGUUGUGCAUGAGUCCAGUUGGUGAUGCUUUCCGUACUCGCUGCAGAAUGUUCCCAUCUCUUGUSAACUGUUGUACCAUUGACUGGUUUACUGAAUGGCCAAGGGAGGCCCUGCUGUCUGUGUCUACGAACUUCUUCGAAGAAGUUGAUCUGGGAGCUGAAGGAGUCAAGGAUCGUGUCGCRGAGAUGUGUGUAGAAAUCCAUACAAGUGUAAGCUCAAUGGCUGACCGCUUCUUUGCUGAACUGCGCAGAAGAUACUACACUACUCCUACCAGCUACCUGGAACUGAUCAAUCUGUACUUGACUAUGCUUGAGGAGAAAAGAAAACAACUGACUGGCGCACGAGAUCGAGUYAAGAACGGUCUAAAGAAGCUGCUAGAAACUAAUGACCUGGUCGAUAACAUGCAAGUGGAGUUGGUUGCCCUGGAGCCGCUACUCAAACAGAAAUCACUUGAUGUUGAAAAACUUAUGGAGAAGCUACAGAUUGAUCAGGAUGAAGCUGACAAAGUUCGUAAAGUUGUUCAAGCUGAAGAAGCCGUCGCAAAGGAAAAGGCCGACGAGACCCAGGCUAUCGCGGCUGAGGCGCAAAGGGAUCUGGACGAAGCUUUACCUGCGCUUGAGGCUGCUAACAAGGCCUUAGAUUCUCUUGAUAAGAGUGAUAUAUCCGAGUUACGUGUCUUCACCAAGCCCCCUGAGCUGGUUAUGACUGUCAUGGAAUCUAUCUGUAUAUUACUGGGUACCAAGCCUGACUGGGCUACGGCCAAGACYGUUCUUGGUGAUGGUGGUUUCCUGAAGAAACUGAUGGAAUACGAUAAGGACAACAUCCCAGAGGCAACUUUAAGAAAACUUAAAAAGUACAUCGAAAAUCCCAAGUUUGUGGUUGAGGUUGUAGAAAAAGUCUCCAAGGCUUGUCGGUCCAUGGUAAUGUGGGUGAGAGCCAUGGAUCUGUACGCCAGGGUCUACAGAACUGUCGAACCCAAAAAGAAAAAACUGGAAGCUGCGCAGGCUGAGUUGGAUAUCGUAAUGUCUACUCUGAAAGAGAAACAAGACAGUCUGGCAGAAGUUGAAGGAAAGAUUGCUGAACUACAAGCUGCUUAUGAUAACAGCAUCGCAGAGAAAGAAACCCUGACCAAGAACAUCGCUACUACUGCUAACAGACUAAAACGAGCCUCUAAACUAACCACUGCUCUUGGUGAUGAGCAGGGCAGAUGGACCGAGAACGUAGCGGCGUUCGAGAAGGAGAUCGGUAAUGUGGUGGGGAACGUAUUCGUUGCUGCAGCCUGUGUUGCCUAUUUUGGUGCCUUCACUAACAUCUAUCGCAUUGAGCUUAUAACAUCAUGGAUAGAACGUUGCAAAGACCUCGGGGUUCCUGUGUCCGAGGACUUCAGUCUAAUCAACGUGUUGGCCGAUCCGUACGAGAUCAGACAAUGGAAUGCCGACGGACUUCCGAGAGACUCUGUUUCAAUUGAGAAUGCAAUUCUUGUGACAAGGGGACGAAGAUGGCCACUUAUGAUCGACCCUCAGGAUCAGGCUAAUCGAUGGAUUCGAUCCAAGGAAGCCAAGAACGGUCUGAAGGUCAUCAAGCUAACAGAWAAUAACUUCUUACGUACGCUAGAGAAUUGUAUUCGUAUUGGUAUGCCUGUGUUACUGGAAGAACUGGGAGAGACUCUUGAUCCUGCACUGGAACCUAUACUCCUCAAACAGACCUUUGUACAGGGUGGACGUCUUCUUAUUCGUCUGGGUGACAGUGAUGUUGACUAUGACAAGAAUUUCCGUUUCUACAUGACAACCAAGUUGUCCAAUCCACACUAUCUACCGGAAGUCUGCAUCAAAGUCACUAUCAUUAACUUCACCGUUACUAAAUCAGGCCUGGAGGAUCAGCUGCUCAGUGACGUUGUGCGUCUAGAGAGACCAGAUCUUGAAGACCAACGUAACCAGCUGAUUGUACGAAUCAACUCUGAUAAAAACCAACUGAAGGCCAUCGAAGACAGGAUCCUAAAGUUACUCUUCAAUUCUGAGGGGAAUAUUCUGGAUGAUGAGGUUCUCAUUAACACGUUGAAUGAGUCCAAGGUGACGUCGGGUGUGAUCAGCAAUCGACUGAAAGAAGCCGAGAAGACAGAAGAGAUGAUUAGCCAGGCCCGUGAGAAGUACAGACCAGUGGCUACUAGAGGCUCCGUCAUGUACUUCGUAGUGGCUAGUCUGGCUGAAGUCGAUCCUAUGUAUCAGUAUUCGUUAAAGUACUUCAAACAGCUUUUCAACACGUGUAUUGAGAACAGCGAAAAGACAGACGAUCUCGACAAGAGACUGGAAAUCCUGCUGAACAACUGCACAAAAACAGUUUACGUGAAUGUGGCAAGAGGUUUGUUUGAGAAACACAAGUUGGUUUACUCGUUCAUGUUGUGCGGAGAUAUCAUGAGACAGCAAGGAAUCGUUACUGAUAUCGAAUGGAACUUCUUGCUGAGAGGAAGUGGCGGCAUGGAUAAGGAAAGACCUCCCAAGCCUGAUGCUGCUUGGUUAACCGAUGCCAUGUGGAACAGUUGUUGUGAUCUAGAGGAUAUGAUACAUUCAUUCAAAGGUCUAAAGGAGGAUUUCUUGAAAAWGCCCAUUGCAAUCUCCAUGGGAAACAUUACGGUUUGUCCCAAUGCUGCUAUAAGAAGUGACGAAGAAGAAGAAGACAGUGAUUCCAGUGAUGAAGAGGGAGAAGAAGAAGGAAAAGAAAAGAGCUGGCAGGAGAGACUAACGAGCUUUGAAAGAUUGAUUUUUAUCAAAGCGUUUAAAGAAGAAAAGGUGAUAUUUGCAGCUGUAGAUUGGGUUUCUGAAAACCUCGGCAAGACGUUUGUGGAGAGUCCAUCCAUUGACUUACCAGUUCUUUUCGAAAACAUCUCUCCUUCCAUCCCUCUGAUCUUCAUCCUGUCAACAGGCUCUGAUCCAAUGAAUGCUUUCUUGAGGUUCGCUAAGGAUAUGAGCUACACCGAUAGGAUCCAAGCCAUUUCACUUGGUCAAGGUCAAGGACCAGUAGCCGAGAAGAUGAUAGCUAGUGCCACUAAGAAUGGAGAUUGGGUCUUUUUACAGAAUUGUCAUCUUGCAGCAUCUUGGAUGUUGGCCAUGGAGACAACCGUUAAAGAAAUUACGUCACCGGAUGCGGAUGUACACGAUGACUUCCGGUUAUUCCUGAGCUCCAUGCCAACCAAGUCAUUCCCAGUAACAGUCCUCCAAAACAGCGUCAAGGUUACUAAUGAACCUCCCAAAGGUCUGAGAGCGAACAUGAAGAGGGCUUUUGGAGAAAUAACGUCUGAUACGUUUGAAAAUCACCUUCUUGGUGUUAAUUGGCGAAAACUCGUGUUCGGCGUCUGUUUCUUCCACGCCAUCAUCCAAGAGAGGAAGAAGUUUGGCCCCCUGGGUUGGAACAUCAAGUACGAGUUUAACGACCCCGAUAGAAUGUGUGCUCUAGAGAACCUUAAGAUGUUCCUUGUCGACGAUCAAAUACCUUGGGAUGCACUGACUUUUAUUACUGGAGAGAUCACAUAUGGUGGUCGCGUCACAGACGCAUGGGAUCAACGUUGUCUUUCAACCAUUCUUGGACGAUUCUUCUCUCCCCGCAUUCUAGAAGAUGGCUACAAGUUUUCACACUCCGGCAUCUAUUUCCCGCCAGGCUAUGAUACAGUGAAGGAGUACAGGGAAUAUAUAGAGAAUCUUCCAAUCAGUGAUGAACCCGAAGUGUUUGACAUGUACGAGAAUGCUAACAUCGCCUUCCAGACCCAAGAGACCCAUCAGUUGGUAUUUACUGUAUUGGAGGUUCAGCCMCGCUUGGCCAGUAGUGGCGGAGGGAAGACUAACGACGAGAUUGUAUACGAACUUGCUGACAGYAUUUUGUCAAAGUUACCUGAUGUACUGGACAUGGAAAAGGCGGACAAAUCUCUCUUUAAGACCGAUGACAAAGGUAGAUACAACUCUUUGACAACAGUCCUUGGUCAGGAAGUUGAUCGAUUCAACACCUUGCUCAAAGUCAUCAAAACCUCUCUCAAUCAACUACAGAAGGCUAUAAAGGGUUUAGUUGUCAUGUCCCUAGAACUGGACAUGGUAUACACCAGUUUCCUUAACAAUAUGGUUCCCACUAUGUGGUCAAAUGCGGCUUACCCGUCUCUAAAGUCUCUAGGUUCAUGGGUCAAGGACCUGGUACUCAGAUGUUCCUUCAUUGAUCAAUGGAUCAUCCAUGGUCCGCCUAAAUCCUUCUGGAUAUCUGGUUUUUUCUUCCCUCAAGGUUUCCUAACAGGAGCGCUACAAAACCACGCCCGUAAAUACAACCUACCAAUAGAUCAACUUUCAUUUAACUACAACGUGCUACCGCAGUAUCGAUACCAAGAAGAGGUAGCUGAGGCGACGGCGAAGCUUGAGUACGGACAGACCCUACAAAUGGACGAUGAGAUGGAGGUGCCAGAGGACGGUGUGCUUGUACAUGGACUGUACUUUGAUUGCGCACGAUGGGAUGACGACAGAAUGUUACUAGGAGAUGCUGAAUAUGGAGUCAUGAAUCCGCCAUUACCUAUGUUACAUAUGGAGCCUCAAAUGAACGUGGUACCAGACCCCGCCUUGUACAAAUGCCCUCUGUACAAAACGUCCGAGAGAGCUGGUGUACUAUCAACUACAGGUCACUCGACUAACUUCGUCGUUGCUGUGUAUUUACCCACCGACUCCCCCCAGUCUUACUGGAUCGAGAAAGGAACUGCAUUACUUUGUCAGUUGAAUGACUAACUCUUUGAAACCCUACCUGAUACUUGUCUGCAGAUAUGUAAAAAAAAUAUUCGAUUUCUCAAUUUUUUCGCCUGUAUUUUUCAUACCCGAUAUGAUGCUUAUCAAUGGCACUUUGUAAAUAUAUUCGGCGUGUUAAGAUAUUUUUGGGUUUUUUUUCUCUGUUUUCGAAUGAAGUGUGGUAAUUUGGUGUUAUAUUUUGGAGUUAAAUCAGCAACGGUUUGAUACAUUCAUUUUGGUUUUAAAUAAACACUUUUAUUUGUCAUUAUUCAUGCAAAACAUUAGCGGUUUUAUUU
Messenger RNA from Actinia tenebrosa (Australian red waratah sea anemone), 12417 nucleotides. RefSeq names its product dynein axonemal heavy chain 6. Gene Ontology annotation, biological process: microtubule-based movement. NCBI's taxonomy places the organism in Eukaryota, Metazoa, Cnidaria, Anthozoa, Actiniaria, Actiniidae. Gene Ontology annotation, cellular component: dynein complex. The record is from RefSeq and is a predicted model, not a curated record. Gene Ontology annotation, molecular function: dynein intermediate chain binding; minus-end-directed microtubule motor activity; ATP binding.